AUGAAAUUAACUGAAAACCAAACUCUUCUGUUUGUUUCUUUGUAUAGAGAACAUGUGUGUCUGUGGGAUAUCACUUCAGAAUUUUAUAAACACAAAGGCAUGCGCCAAUCCGCCCUGCAAAAAAUUUGUGAGGGUAUGCAAAUAGAAGGUUUUACUGUAGAAGAUGUAAAAAAUAAAAUAAAAAGUAUGCGAUCUACAUACUACCUUGAACUGGACAAGAUUAAAAAAUCCUCCACUUCUGGUGCUAGUGGUGAUGUUUACCAGCCGAAGAUAAAAUGGUUCGCCGAGUUCAAUUCAUUUAUAAGAAAUGCAAUGGUGAAAAGAAAAGUACAGGAAAAUACAGAAUCUCAAUCUAGAGUGCGGGCUGAUGACGAUCCCUCCGCUUUUGCACCAGAAACUCCUACACCAGAAACUCCUACACCGGAAACUCCUACACCGGAAACUUCUGCACCGGAACCACGAAAGAAGAAGUCUAGAUUAACAGAGUUAUCUGCAAUUGUCAAAAACAUGAAGGAGAUCAAAAAUGACUUCUCCAACUCAGAAAGAGAGGAAGAUGAAUUUGAUAUCUUUGGAAAAUACAUUGCAACGCAAUUAAGAAAACUUUCCACAGAACAGGCUAUCCUAGGCCAAGAAGAAAUACAAAAAGUGGUAACAAAAUGUAGACUGAACGAUUUGAGAUUUAGUAAUACGAGUUAUUCUCACAUACUACAAGCGCCUGGUCCAAGUUCUAAUACAUUUUCAAUGAGUCCAGCAUCUACUACAGACACCCAAGCCACUGAUGAUUCACUUAAUUUAUUGUGUGAAGAUACAGAAUACGCCAAUAUUAUUAUGAAUGCUUUCAAUCAAGCUUAAAUGUGAAAUAGUGUUAAGUAUGAGGAAAUUAUAAUAAAGAAAAUUAGUUACCUUGA
This is a messenger RNA of Maniola jurtina (meadow brown), 908 nucleotides long. RefSeq lists its product as uncharacterized. The coding region runs from base 1 to 852 and encodes 283 amino acids. The record is from RefSeq and is a predicted model, not a curated record. Lineage: Eukaryota; Metazoa; Arthropoda; Insecta; Lepidoptera; Nymphalidae. The transcript has 2 exons.